AUGAGCCAGGAAGAGAACAAUGUUGUGGCACUCUCAGCCUUCACCAAUGGCAGCAAUCCGAAGGAAGAAAAUCCGAUGGAAGCAAAUCUUAGUUUCUCUAAGAAAAUAUCGGAUGGGAGCUCAUGUGAAGAUGAUGCUGACUCUAGCAUGCGUUCAGUACAUACAAAAAUCUUGAAGGACAGCCAUGUGGAACAAAUAGAACAUCCUUUGCUAGUAGUUGAAGAAAACCAUUUGCUGGAGCAUGUUGGAGAAAACGUUGUUGGUGAGCAUAUACAUUUUGAAGCAGAGCUAGAUGAAGGCGACGUUGCGUCUGAUGUUGAAGUUGAAAGACUACAUCGUGUACAUGAAGAGCCAAUUACAUACUUCCAGCUGCGUAGGGUUGGUGCGGAUGGAAGAUCGAUGAAGAGGAGAAGAAUCGAUGAGUAA
Messenger RNA from Triticum turgidum subsp. durum (durum wheat), 426 nucleotides. NCBI's taxonomy places the organism in Eukaryota, Viridiplantae, Streptophyta, Magnoliopsida, Poales, Poaceae. The record is from the annotation of a GenBank genome assembly.